AUGGAGCAUCAGCUCAUACUCUCUGAGAAGCUGCGGUCUUAUGACAUGGCAGAUGCCAAGGGACGCAAGACUCUGGUUCAGAGCUUGCGCCAGAAGCUGAAGACACAGUUUGUCGACACGUCAAAUUAUGACGACAUCAUUGUGGAAACUAAAAUCCGAGAGUGGCUCAAUAACCACGCCUGCCAUGUGCAGGAGAAAGCGAUGAAAAAGCGUAUGCAUGUUUCUGGCAAGCCCAAUGCCUUCAAGGUGUGGGAUGCACUGGAGAGGGACAAGGAGGUGACUGAGGCCGUGCGAGCACUCACGGCAGAUAAGGAUUGCAAUGUCUCCAAGGUGUGGAGAGUCGCAUGGAGUGCCGAAUGGGCAAAACUGUCCGAGGAGGAGCAGAAGGUGUAUGAGGAAAAGGCGGAAAGUUGGUGCAAUGGCACUCUGGAUGAUAAGACGAAAAUGAAGCUGAGGGAGCAGCGAAUGAUGCAAUAUCUGAAGAAGUUUGCCAAGACUAUGUGGGACACCAUGGGCAUUCGCAUGGCAUUCAUGCUAGCAUAUCCGAAGGAAGCGGGGAGUCUGAAGGUAGAGAUGGUGGAGGUCAACCACGCCAUCACCAAUGGAACUCCAUUCGGGGCCUAUCCUGGGUGGCUGCGUGCUUACCAGCCUCUAGCAAAGGUGUUCUCUGAGUGGGCCAAAGGCGAAUACGGUGUGACUGAGACUACGGUGACGGUGAAGAAGACACCUGCCGAUUGCAUGCGGGCCAUGGACAAGAUUCAGUUGACGGCCAACGGUUUUCCUCUGCUCCCGUCGGUGCCCGAAGGUAUGGCGGAAGCGCCUCUCAAGGUGAUGAAGGUACAAGUUCGAGACUUCAUGAAUCAUCACUAUGCAUUGGCGAAGGGUGUUCGGAACUGCAAGUCGCCAUGGACGAAGCUGAACAGCAUAGACGACAUCAAUGAGGUUAUUCCAGCGGAGAUGCUACCUGAGAACUUCCAGUGGAUCGAUCCCUCAAAGAUGACAAGUGUUCCCUACUUCGACAAGGAUGGCGAAGCUGCUCCCGCCAAGUAUGAUCCUCUUCCACCACUUGACGGAUCAGCACAGGCAUUAGAAGAAGGAUCUGAACAUGAGGUCCAAGAAGCACUCACACCUAAGAAGGCGGGGAAGGCGAAGAAGAAGGGUAAACCUGUGCGCAAGGUCACGGGAAAGGCGGCAUCGAAGGCGACAAAGGGCAAAGCGGCCCCUGGCAGAGCCAAAGGCGGUGGGCGUAAACGCAAGAUGAAAGAUGCAUACGACUCGGAAGAUGAUGCCAGAAGCAGCCAAGACUCUGAUCGGAGUUCACCAGAUAUACCCAGCAUGGCUUCCGAAGAAGAUACGGCCAGCGAUGAAGAUUCAGGGGAUGGCGAGAGCGUGAUUGCGAAUAAAGUGAAGGGCAAGGCAGUUGCCACCACCAAUGGACGUAAGGCUAACAAUGGUGGUGCACCUCAAGCGAGUGGUAGCGGCGGUGCCAAGACGAAGGCAAAGCGAGGUCUCCAAGACCUUCCUCUGGGCGAACUGCACAGAUUUGACACAGAGGAGACCGAUGAAGCAUCGAGUGAACUGGAGCCCAGUACAAAGGAGCUCAGGCUUGAGCUUCAAGGCCGAGCCCCGCAUCUCACUGGCGGGAGUACUGUGGGGAGUACUGUGCCCCACCUCGUGAAAAGGAGAGACGUGUUUCUCGCCACCCUUUCCGUCGAACCGCGAUACCAGGAUAUGCUGAAGGAAGUCAAGAUUGCGACUGUGCCCCAGGUGUAUCAUUUCGCCAGGUAUGAUCCGAUUCCCUGGAGCGAAUGGUCGUAUGGCCAGCGCUACCUCCCGCCGUCAUUUCAUGCGGUGGACAACUUUGACAUCGUCGAGAACUGGUUGGGCGACAAACCAUGGCUGACAAAAUAUCGGUUCUUACAUCCACAGGGCGUACAACAAUCUGCACUCGUGAUUGGUAUGGCGCUGAGGGACCUCACACAAUCUCAGUUCAUUGAGGAGGGUGAACCGACCAACCUUCCCGACUAUGUGGUGAACUCGGCAAUCUCAUUUGACGCAGUAGAGCAGCUGCUUCGCUGUUGCGAGAUCAUUACCUUAGACAUGGUGGAAGGGAACGUCACCCAUGCCAUGGUGAAGCCAGUGAGCAAGCCUGCCAUACGCGGUGCCCCACAAGGUGGCGAUGGCCUUGGGGGCCAGGAGGAGCAGGAAGGUGAUGCCUCUGCAAGAACUCACGAUGGCGCUGCUACUGCUGCCAAAGUUCACAAGGCUCACCAGCCUGCCCCCAUGGCUGACAAACCAAUCAUUCCAAGUGGAGGAGACGAAGGGCCAAGCCAGGAGACCAGUGGUGGGGCCUCUGACGAUGGCGAAGAGGACGAUGCACACUUGUCCGUACCUAGCAGUGGUGCUGAACGACCGCCACCGCCUCCGUUUAUACCUAAGAUGAGGAAGGCCGCAGCCACGGAAGACCGUCCGUCAGGUCAAGCCAAAGCGCUCCAGGGAAGGUCGAUCACCGAUGCCCUUCAGAGUAAUAUCCCCGGCAGGAUCACUCGCAGUCAGCGUCAAGCGAUGGAUGAGUCGCCCGCCAAGAAUACCCGCAGUCAGCAUCCACUAGGAGCUGUGAAAGAUUUGAAGAAGCUUCCUGAUCCAAAGCGGAAACGUCAACCAGCACGUCCCGAGCCCGAUGGCGAAGACAGCUCUGGCGAAGACAAUCCGCCACCUCGGAAGCGUGGAUGUGGUACUCGGGACGAGUUGGUAGUGGCCUCGCCGAGGAAGAAGAAUGCGAGGGCCGAGGACUCGGAUGAUGGUGACAAGCCUCCCGCAAAGUGA
Molecule: messenger RNA, 2826 nt
Organism: Sparassis crispa
Lineage: Eukaryota; Fungi; Basidiomycota; Agaricomycetes; Polyporales; Sparassidaceae
Exons: 8
Coding region: 1-2826 (941 amino acids)
Source: RefSeq, a predicted model, not a curated record